Molecule: messenger RNA, 3264 nt
Organism: Myotis davidii
Lineage: Eukaryota; Metazoa; Chordata; Mammalia; Chiroptera; Vespertilionidae
Gene: IPO8
Product: importin 8
Exons: 26
Coding region: 1-3168 (1055 amino acids)
Biological process (GO): protein import into nucleus
Cellular component (GO): cytosol; nuclear envelope
Molecular function (GO): small GTPase binding
Source: RefSeq, a predicted model, not a curated record
AUGCCCGGACUGGCCGAAGCAGCUGCUUCCGUCGGAGUUCAGGAAGGUGUCCCCUGGGCCGAGGUGACAGGAGUGCAGGCGUGCAUUGUGGAUCUUUGGAACGGAUUGCUUUCGUGGGAAAUCUGGGCGGAGUUUGCAUCCUACAAGAUUAUCAAUUUUGCCCCCAGUUUACUUCGGAUCAUAGUCUCUGACCAUGUGGAAUUCCCAGUGCGCCAGGCAGCUGCCAUUUACUUGAAGAACAUGGUGACACAGUACUGGCCGGACAGAGAACCUCCCCCGGGAGAAGCAAUAUUUCCAUUCAACAUUCAUGAAAAUGAUCGCCAGCAAAUACGUGAUAACAUUGUGGAAGGAAUAAUUCGGUCUCCAGAUUUAGUGAGAGUCCAGUUAACAAUGUGUCUCCGUGCCAUCAUUAAAUGCGAUUUCCCCGGUCACUGGCCAGCAGUAGUCGACAAGAUAGACUAUUACUUGCAGUCACAGAGCAGCGGAAGCUGGCUUGGCAGUUUAUUAUGUCUGUAUCAACUGGUGAAGACAUAUGAAUAUAAGAAAGCAGAGGAAAGAGAGCCUCUUAUAGCAGCAAUGCAAAUAUUUCUGCCUCGUAUUCAACAUCAAAUCAUGCAGCUCCUUCCCGAUUCCUCACAUUAUUCUGUGUUACUACAGAAACAGAUUUUGAAAAUCUUUUAUGCACUUGUUCAGUAUGCAUUGCCUCUUCAGCUGGUGAAUAACCAAACCAUGACAACGUGGAUGGAGAUCUUUCGAGCUAUUAUUGACAGGACAGUUCCCCCUGAGACUAUGCAAAUUGAUGAGGAUGAUCGACCAGAACUAGUCUGGUGGAAGUGUAAGAAGUGGGCGCUGCAUAUUGUAGCUCGCCUUUUUGAACGAUAUGGAAGCCCAGGAAAUGUCACAAAAGAAUACUUUGAAUUUUCUGAAUUCUUUUUGAAAACCUAUGCAGUGGGAAUUCAGCAGGUACUACUAAAAAUUUUAGACCAAUAUAGACAGAAAGAGUACAUCGCUCCUCGGGUUCUUCAGCAAGCAUUCAACUAUCUCAACCAAGGGGUUGUUCACUCUGUAACGUGGAAGCAGAUGAAGCCACACAUACAGAAUAUCUCUGAAGAUGUGAUUUUUUCUGUGAUGUGUUAUAAAGAUGAGGAUGAGGAGCUGUGGCAAGAAGAUCCCUAUGAGUACAUAAGGAUGAAAUUCGACAUUUUUGAAGAUUAUGCAUCUCCUACCACAGCAGCCCAGACUCUCUUAUAUACUGCUGCAAAGAAAAGAAAAGAGGUCUUGCCAAAAAUGAUGGCAUUCUGUUAUCAAAUCCUAACAGACCCAAACUUUGACCCGAGGAAGAAAGAUGGAGCCCUGCAUGUGAUUGGUUCCCUAGCUGAUAUUUUAUUGAAGAAGAGUUUAUUCAAGGAUCAAAUGGAGUUGUUGCUGCAGAAUCAUGUAUUUCCAUUAUUAUUGUCUAAUCUGGGAUAUCUUCGAGCUAGAUCCUGUUGGGUACUUCAUGCAUUUAGUUCUUUGAAGUUUCAUAAUGAGCUCAAUCUAAGAAAUGCACUUGAACUAGCAAAGAAGAGCUUGAUUGAAGAUAAGGAGAUGCCCGUCAAAGUUGAAGCUGCCCUUGCUCUUCAGUCAUUAAUUUCUAACCAGACACAAGCUAAGGAGUAUAUGAAGCCACAUGUGAGGCCUAUUAUGCAGGAGCUGUUGCACAUUGUUAGAGAGACAGAAAAUGAUGAUGUGACGAAUGUUAUCCAGAAGAUGAUAUGUGAAUACAGUCAAGAAAUAGCCUCCAUUGCUGUCGAUAUGACCCAACACUUGGCAGAGAUAUUUGGCAAAGUUCUUCAAAGUGAUGAAUAUGAAGAAGUUGAAGACAAAACAGUAAUGGCUAUGGGAAUUUUACAUACCAUUGAUACUAUCUUGACAGUUGUUGAAGAUCAUAAAGAGGUUACUCAGCAGUUAGAGAACAUCUGUCUACGGAUCAUUGAUCUUGUUUUACAGAAACAUAUAAUUGAAUUCUAUGAAGAAAUUCUUUCCCUGGCAUAUAGUUUAACCUGCCGUGGUAUUUCCCCUCAAAUGUGGCAGCUUCUAGCUAUAUUAUAUGAGGUUUUUCAAACUGGGAUUUUGAAUUUUUUUCCAGACAUGAUGCCACUCCUGCAUAAUUAUGUGACAAUAGAUACAAAUACUUUACUGUCAAAUCCAAAGCAUUUAGAAAUACUUUUCACCAUGUGUAGAAAGGUACUAUAUGGAGAUGCAGGAGAAGAUGCAGAGUGUCAUGCAGCCAAACUGCUUGAAGUCAUCAUUCUUCAGUGCAAAGGAAGGGGAAUCGAUCAGUGCAUUCCCCUUUUUGUUCAGCUUGUUUUGGAGAGAUUAACCCGAGGGGUCAAAACCAGCGAGCUCCGGACUAUGUGUCUUCAGGUUGCGAUUGCUGCCUUGUACUACAACCCCGAUUUGCUGCUACAUACCCUAGAGAGAAUUCAGUUGCCUCAUAACCCUGGACCUAUAACUGUACAGUUUAUAAAUCAGUGGAUGAAUGAUACAGAUUGUUUUCUUGGGCAUCAUGACCGGAAGAUGUGUAUAAUAGGACUGAGUAUCCUCUUGGAAUUGCAGAAUCGACCUCCUGCAGUAGACGCUGUGGUGGCACAGAUUGUGCCCUCAGCUCUCUUCCUUUUCCUUGGCCUGAAGCAGGUCUGUGCUACCAGACAACUGGGAAACCAAGGAGAUCGCUUAAAAGCAAAGAAAACUGAUAUGGAAGAAAAUGAGGAGAUUUCAAGUGAUGAAGAGGAAGCGAAUAUAACUGCACAAGCCAUGCAGUCUAAGAAUGGCCGAGGUGAAGAAGAGGAGGAAGAUGAUGACGACUGGGAUGAAGAAGUCUUAGAGGAAACUGCCCUUGAGGGAUUCAGCACUCCACUUGACCUUGACAAUAGUGUGGAUGAAUAUCAAUUUUUUACCCAAGCUCUGCUGGCGGUGCAGAAUCGGGACGCUGCCUGGUACCAACUGCUGAUGGCCCCGCUCAGUGAGGACCAGAGGAGAACGCUGCAGGAGGUGUACACCCUGGCAGAGCACCGGAGGACGGUGGCAGAGGCAAAGAAGAAGAUUGAACAACAGGGAGGCUUCACCUUUGAAAAUAAAGGCGUCCUCUCCGCAUUUAACUUUGGGACUAUGCCCAGCAACAACUGAAAGAUGGAACAUCCACCAAGACCAAGUGUCACCGGGAAAUUUCACUUCACCAGGGAAAUGUGCGAUCAAGGGGAGGAAGGGCUGGGAGCUGCUGUU